AUGCAAAAUUCUUUGAAUAUGAAUCAAAAACAAUGCUCUGAGCCAGGCUGUGAGCUUGAAGCCGAGUAUGGAUGCCAAUGCACCAGUCCUGAAACUUAUCUAUGCAAACUCCACUGAAUGAAACAUUGCGAAUUGCCCAAUAGGGAUCAUACCUUCGAAUCUGUUUUUCUAAAGCCAUGCGAAGGGACACAAGAAGCAAUUCUAGAAUUUCUUAAAAGCAAGCUGUCUGAAAAUCAAGAAUCAAGGAAAAAUAUUACAGUUUCCUUUAGCCAACACCUCAACAGCUCUGAAGAUAGCUUUGAGAAUUUCUUAAAAAGACUGGACUCUGAAUCAGCAGAAAUCAAAAUCUGCUUUGAGAAGAUUUCUGAAGCUAAAAAGCUAUCAAAAUUCGAGCAGGAUCCCCUGUUAAAGUUAUUGGCUUUACAGCCUAAUGAAGCUAUUGAGAAAAUUAAGCCAAUGCUAUCAUGCAAACCAGACUCAUAUACAAAUAUAAAUUUAAUUUGUAGCUUGACUGGAGAAAUCGAAAAAAUAAUCGAAAGCUUUAUCAAAAACAAAUUCGAAAAAUAUUUAGAAAAUAAGCUAUCUGGCUUAGAAAAAACGCUUGAAAAGCAUGAUCAAAUUAUCAAUUCGGCUAAUGAUUUUGUUGAAAAUCUUAAGGACACUAUUUCUACCCUAAUAGCUGAGAAUGAAAAGAGCAAAAAAGAUUUUGAAGAAUGGAAACAAGAAGUUGAGACAAAAAGAAAAUGAGAAGUAGCCUCAAGAAAUUCUCAGCUCUCCAACAGUAUCACGGAUAUCCUCAAAGUUUCAAAUUUAAACAAAAAACAAUUAAAUUUCAAAAACUGAAGCCCAGAUGUAAAAAUAAAUGAAAUUAAAUCUGCAACUUUGAAUGAGGCUUUCAACUCAGAAAUAGACCAAGAUUCCAUUAGUGUUUGCUCACUAUAUGAGAGUGAAAUCCUCUCAGUUCCUGACUUAAGGUUUUAUUAUCAAGACAAUUUUGAUACAGAAAUUAAAAAAAAAUCGCUUUAUCUUAUUGAUAAAGGUAUAAAUAAAAAUACAAAUUUGAUUGUUUUUGACACAGAAAAUGAAAUGGAAGACAUAAAAACCUUGAAUAUUUCUGAUCAAUUAGACUCUGGUACGUGUAUAGCGCAGCUUCCUGAUGGCAAAUUUUUCUGUUUUGGAAAACGUUGUCCAGCUUCUGGGAUUUCGUUGACAAUUGACAAAAAACUUAAGAUUUGCAUGAUGCCGUCAGGAACACCCUGCUGUUAUUCAUCAGCUGUUUAUUUUAAUAGAAAUAUUUAUUGCUUUGGUGGGUGAAAUGACGAGAAAUCACCUUUAGCCUUAUCAGAAAGAUUUGAUAUGAACGAAAAUAAAUGAAUUAAAUUAAGCCCAUUGCCAAAUCCGGAUUGCUGUUUGCAUUCCUUGAUUUUUAAGAAAAAUAUUUUAAUAUCUGGGAGUGAAAAUCGGAAACUUUUGAGGUAUUCUAUUUUAGGAAAUGAUUUUACAACAAUUCCUUUUGAAUUUGCUGAAAGGAAAAGGAAAAUAAUGGUAAAUGCAGUCAGGCUGUAUUUGAUUGAAUGCGGGGGAUUUAUUUAUGAAAGCGAAAUUGAAGAUGAUACGGUGUGGAAAAUAAUAGCUCCCUCAGUAAUCAGUGAAAUUUGCCCAUGGCAAGUAUAUUGCUUAUAUAAUAAGGAGACAAUUUAUAUUGGGUGUAGAGAUCUGAAUGAAUAUUACAAAUUUAGUUUGCUUAGCAAAAAUAUGGCUGCGAUUUUACACACCUCUCAAGAAAGCUGUUUGACUUUUUAA
This is a messenger RNA of Blepharisma stoltei, 1803 nucleotides long. NCBI's taxonomy places the organism in Eukaryota, Ciliophora, Heterotrichea, Heterotrichida, Blepharismidae. The record is from the annotation of a GenBank genome assembly.